This is a messenger RNA of Lucilia cuprina (Australian sheep blowfly), 1522 nucleotides long. RefSeq lists its product as uncharacterized. The coding region runs from base 89 to 1225 and encodes 378 amino acids. The transcript has a single exon. The record is from RefSeq and is a predicted model, not a curated record. Lineage: Eukaryota; Metazoa; Arthropoda; Insecta; Diptera; Calliphoridae.
ACAAAUCAAUAAUCAUUUUGACAAUUGAUGGAAAAAUCAACUGAAAACAAUCCAAUUGACGAAAAAGGAAAAAUAAUAAAUAGGAAUAAUGGAUUUUAUUGACGACUUUAUACAAGAAUAUAAGAAUAAUCCCUGCCUUUGGAAGGCGGAUUCAGCUAAUUAUAAAAAUCGGGUCAAGCGCCAGGAGGCCUACAUGAAAUUAAUAGAUGUAGCUGCAAAACAUGGCGAACACUACAAUGUUGAGAGAACCAAACAGAAAAUAAAUAAUUUGCGCUGUGCUUUCCGACACCAGCUGAAAAAGUACAACGAACUCAAGACUAAAGGAGAGAAAGAGGAGCCCUACUGCCCAAAACGAAAGUACUUUGAAUCGUUAAUGUUUCUAAAAGAUGAAGAAACCCGGGACAAGAGAAUCCUCAAUAACAGUAAAAUUGAUAACUCUAGCAGUGAAAUAUCAAUUACCAGUGUCACCCGUGGCAGCAAUGGUAAGAACGAAAGGCGUUUACUUAGCACUGAGACGGAAAGUGCCUCGUUGGAGAUAGUAGAUGGUGAUAAACAGUCCAUUAAUGGUGUAGAGGAUGCCAUGCAAGUACCCAAUAAUCUGUUUUCAGACAUUUGCAAAGAAAUUCACAAGGAAAAUAACGGCACGGAGCCAGAAGAUGAUAUAACUGGAGAGGAGACAACAACCACCGUCAAUAUUUCAGUCAUCUCGGAUAAAGGUAUACCCAUAAGCCAAGACAUUGAGGAAAUCGCUAUAACACCCAUACGGAAAGAUCAAGUAUUCAUUGUUGAUACAUCAACAGCUAAUAAUCCCACCACCAUUUCAACCGCCAGCACCACAAGCAGCAUAACACCACACAUAAAACAGCAGCCGUCAUCCAACAACAAAUCCCGCAAACGUUCAUCAUCCUUUUCAUCCCAACACUCCAAUGAAACUGACACCACAACACCCAUUAAAACUUCAAAAAGUGAUAUCACGUUAGAUAUCGAGAAUCUUUUAUCACUGGCCUGUAAGAAUUUCCAAAAGAACACAUCUGAUCACUAUACCAGCUUUGGAGAAAUUGUUGCUCACAAACUUCGUACAAUGGAUGCUAAACAAGCCAUUUAUGCAGAGAAAAUAAUCUCGGAUAUCUUGUAUCAAGGUCAAAUGAAGUAUUUAUCAACAUCAUCCAUAGAACGGUAUUCACAAUUCGAUCGGUCACCACAGGAGCAAAAGAAAGCGGAAUGAAUUAAUUAAAUAUAAAAGAAAGUAAACAAAUUAUCUCUUCAUUAAUAUCGUACGAACUCAAUAUAGAAGCAAAAAAUUAAGAGUAAAUUAAUGAUUGAACAGCAAUUUCUGCAAUCUGGCGAUAGUGAAAAGUAUAAACUCGUAAUAUAAUUUCUCUAUAAUUAAGAUUAAGUACAAUAUUUUUAAAAAAUUAUGAAAAACAAAACUUUUUUGCAAUAAUAUAUUUUGUUUAUUAUUUUAAUUCCUUGUAUACAAGGAUUAUGGAUUAAUUUUAUAAAUUGAAUAUACAUACAUAAA